UCCAAAGGGUGAAGAAGGUUCUCCAGGGCUGGGCAGAGGAGCUCUAGGAUUCCCUGGACCAAAAGGCUCAUCAGGAGACAUGGGUCCCCCUGGUCCUAUUGGACUGCCUGGCUUGCCAGGAACGCCUGGAGCUUCUCUUCCUUCUGAUAUACCUGGGAGACCUGGGGAUGCUGGCCAUCCAGGAACGGAUGGGAGCUCAGGUCUUCCAGGUUCUCCAGGACCACGAGGGCCUCCUGGCCCAGCUUCUGAUCAAGGUGACACAGGCAACCCAGGUUUGCCCGGCGUACUUGGCUUGCGAGGCAUUAAGGGUGAUGUGGGACGCACUGGUCCAGUUGGACUCCCUGGAGCAUCUGGAUUCAAAGGUGUAAGAGGGGAGCCUGGCCUUAUGGGGAUGCCAGGUAAAGAUGGGCCUGCGGGAGAUCCUGGUCACCCUGGGCUGAAAGGUGAAGUGGGCCGUCGAGGUCUCCCUGGCCGACAAGGGGCUCCCGGUAUAACCCCACAGCCAGAAGAACUCACAGCCCCUGCAGGCUUGCCAGGUCUGCCAGGAGUUGAUGGUGUCCCUGGCUUUGAUGGAGAUCCUGGAUUGCAGGGUGCAGCUGGAAAUCCAGGUGUUGCUGGAAAGCCAGGCUCACAUGGUUUGCCAGGAAUGCCUGGUCGCAGCGUGAGCGUUGGAUACACAUCAGUGAAGCAUAGCCAGUCAGAGCAAAUCCCGCCCUGUCCCAUAGGAAUGAAUAAGCUCUGGGAUGGCUACAGCUUAUUGUACGUGGAGGGGCAGGAAAAGUCACACAACCAGGAUCUUGGUUUUGCUGGCUCGUGUUUGCCUCGCUUCAGCACCAUGCCUUUUAUUUACUGCAACAUCAACGAAGUGUGCUACUACGCCAGCCGAAAUGACAAGUCCUCUUGGCUCUCCACCACUGCUCCUAUCCCCAUGAUGCCAGUGGACAGCACUCAGAUCCCGCAGUACAUCAGUCGUUGCUCAGUAUGUGAAGCACCUUCCCAGGCUGUGGCUGUGCACAGCCAGGACAUCACCAUCCCCCAGUGUCCCCUUGGCUGGCGUAGCCUAUGGAUAGGAUACUCUUUCCUUAUGGUGAUCGAGACUGUGUUCUAG
This is a messenger RNA of Cuculus canorus (common cuckoo), 1108 nucleotides long. RefSeq names its product collagen alpha-6(IV) chain-like. Gene Ontology annotation, molecular function: extracellular matrix structural constituent. The transcript is spliced from 8 exons. The record is from RefSeq and is a predicted model, not a curated record. Gene Ontology annotation, cellular component: collagen trimer; basement membrane. Bases 80 to 1108 code for a protein of 342 amino acids. Lineage: Eukaryota; Metazoa; Chordata; Aves; Cuculiformes; Cuculidae.